CCCACCAGCACACCCCCUCAGGGACACGGCUACUGGGUGGCAAUCCAGGAGAAGAGGAGCUGGGGAUGGGAUGCUGGGGGGGGACCACGGCACACACGUGUGCAUCCAUACACACAGCACUUGACCCCCCCACAGUAGGGUGCAACCUUGCUGCAGGGUGAUGUGGGGUGAUGGGGACAAGGGGGCACUGCCCUGUGCUGGGGGGCACCUCACAUCCUGACACUCAUCAAAAAAGCGGCCAGCCCCCACUCAGCACCACUUCCUGCUUUCACUUUGGUAGCGAGCUCAGGCCCUGGAUGGGGGUGGUGGUUCUCCCGGCCCCCCCCGGCAUUAAAGGUACAAAAGGAGAAGGAGUGCGGGCGUGGGGAGCAGUGAGAGGAGAGCAGCACCCAGCAGCACCUCAGGGCACCCACAGCUCUCCAGAGGUCCAGAGCUGGAGCCAUGGCAGGGGACGGGGAGCUCAGACGCGUCAUUAAGGACCUGCAGAAGACCAUUGCUGAGCUGAACCGUAGCUACAGGGAGCAGAACCUGCCGGUGACGGAUGGCAGUCGGGAGCUGCACAGCCUCUGUGCCCAGCUGGAGUUCCUCCUGCAGUUUGACCUCAAGGAGAAGAAGAGCUUCUUUGGGCAGCGCAAGGACUACUGGGAUUUCUUGUGCCAGGGCCUGGCGCAGCGUCGGCAGGAGCACGAAGGCAUCCGCUUCGUCAUCUCGCUGGACAAGCUGAAGACCCCUGUGGGCAGGGGCCGUGCCUUCCUGCGCUACUGCCUGGUGCACCGGCAGCUGGCUGAGUCCCUGCAGCUCUGCCUGAUCGACCCCGAGAGCCUCAGUGAGUGGUACUAUGCCCGCAGCCCCUUCCUGAGCCCCCAGCGGCGGGCUGAGAUACUGGGCAGCCUGUAUGAGCUGGAUGGCAUCACCUUCCACCUGGCCCUGCACAGGGCUGACCUGGACACCGCCUGGCCCAUGUUCUCUGAGACGCUGGUGCGGCCCAGUGUGGUGAAGAUGACCCUGCAAACAGAAGGUAGCAGCACAGGGGUACAUGGAUGUCCUGAUGGCAUCACCCAGCCAGUUGCAGUGCCCCACAGGGUGCCAGGCUGUCCCAGCCCACAGGCAGGGGGUGAGGAGGGGGAUGAUGUGGAAGCAGAAGAGAAUGGAGAGGAAGACAUGGAGGACGAUGAAAAGGAGGAGGACAUGCCCAGCACUGCCGAGGCACAGUGUAGCACCAAUGCAGAUCCCAACGUGACCCCAACACCCGACCCGGGGAUCACUCCUGGCUCCCCAGCUUAUAGUGGGAUGGAGGCAUCCCUGCGAGCACAGGUGUCCCAGCUGCGUGCCGAGCUGGGACGACAGGAGGAGGCCUGGCGUGCCCAGCUGGAACGGGAGGAGCGGCAGCACCGGCAGAAAGAGGAGCGCAGUGCCCGGCAGGUCCGGCUGUGGGCCCACGAGGCCGAGGCACUGCGGGACACCAACGCCUUCCUCAGCCGAACUCUGGCCGAGGCGGCGGGUGGCCCAGGGGGGCUGGCACAGGCUCAGGAAGAGGCUCGGCGGUGGCGGGAGGUGGCGGAGGAGCGGGCAGCACAACUGGACGAGGCAAUGGCAGAGGUGGCGGUGCUGACCUCGCGCCUGCAGGAGUGCCAGGCUGCGAUGCAGGCACGGGGACAGACAGACGCCCCAGCGCAGAUGGCCGCCCUGGAGGAGGUGCUGCGGCGGGCACUGGAGCUCUCCCGUGACCCACUGAUGGACAAUCAGGAAGAGGGGGACCCCAGCACGGCUGCUGGCAUGGCAAUGCACCUCGCGACCCUGGUCACAGCAACACAGGAGGAAGCCUUGCAGAGCAGGCAGCAGAUCCAGGCCCUGCGGGAGGAGGUGGUGCGGCUGCAGGAGCAGCUCAGCAGGGCUCGUCAGGACGGGGAGCGCUGGGCAUCAGCCCUGCAGCGGACGCAGCGGGAGGUGCAGGAGCGGGAGGCCAUGCGUGGCGCAGAGCAGGCACGGCAGCAGGAGCUCAUCCGCGACAUGAAGGGGCGGCUGCUGGAACUGCUGCGGGAGAAGGAUGCCCUGUGGCAGAAGACAGAGGGCAUUGACCCACAGGCACCCAGCCCGGCGCCCCGUGAUGUGGGGCUGUGCGCCCGUUGUGGCAAGGAUUUUCGCCUCCUGUCCCGGCGGUACAGCUGCAGGCUGUGCCAGGGCAAGGUGUGCCACACAUGCUCCGUGGACAUGGGGAAGCAGGGGCGAUGUUGCCUGCUCUGCUACCAGCAAAGGCACCCACAGGCUACGUGAGCUGGGAGGACAUCCAACCUGCUGGGACAUGGGGCCGGCGGGUAGGUCCUGCUGCUCUGGUUUUCAGGGUUGAGAUGUCUUUUGCAUGGCUGGCCCAUGGAGAAAGAAACAACCCGGUGCUGAUAUCCCAGUGGCUCCAGUGUCAUCAAUCCGUCAUUGCUGCUUUGAUGCCCUGAGGGGCAUUGGGAAUGGGCAUGCUGCUAUGGGGAAGUCUGAGCCCUCCUUGGGUGGACUGUCUGUUUAUGGGGUGUCUCUGCCGAGGCAAGACUUCACCCCAUCCUGAUGCAGGGAGUAUGCAAGGGGAGAGGGCUCUUAGCCAACAGCCUUGGUUUCCUGCCAGGCACCGCUUGAGCAAGACCUUUCCCAGACAUAAAGGUGAUGGGUUGGCCCUGAUCUGCUGCUUUGCUGCCCUGCAAGCCCCCUGCUGUCUCUGUCCAACUCAAUUCCUCCUCCCUCGGUGCCAGGAACCCUCAUAUCCUGUUCCCAGCCUCACUCCUAUCCCACAAUCCCUGAUGUCCUUAGGAUUAAGGAUCCCAGGAAGCUGUGGUAUGGAUGACAGAGGAGUGGAGUGGGACCCCAAUAGAGAAAUGCUGGGGAACGCUGGGGCAGACACCAUGAUGUCAGAUCACAUAUGGGAUGGCAGGAGGGACCCAACCUGGGCCACAAGCCCCUCUUUGCUCUGGUACCAGCCCCAGUUGCCUAAGCCAGUGCGGAAAAGCUCCCUCCGCCCCAUCCCAGUUGUGUAAGGGGCAGUUCCUGACUCUUUGCACAAUGCAGUGCUGUGGACAGGGGGUGUCCCAGGUGCUACCACCUUCAUGGAUUGCAGGGGAGAGACAGGGCUGGCUCAGUGUCACCAAGGACAGGGAACAGUCACUAACGGAUUUUGCAGGGAUUUGCUUUAUUUGAGUUCAAAUGGAACUGGGAAGGGGGUGGUGAGAGUUUGACCUCAGCCAUGUUUCCAGGUGCGCAGAGGUGACACAGAGACCCCAUACUAGGGAAGGACUCAGUGGUGGCACAGAGUGACGCCAGGUUGUGGUCCCCUUGAGGGAUGUGCAGGAUGCAAACCCUCUGCAACAGCCUCUUGGGUAACAGCACUUUCCCGCACUCACUGUCACCA
Molecule: messenger RNA, 3391 nt
Organism: Phasianus colchicus (ring-necked pheasant)
Lineage: Eukaryota; Metazoa; Chordata; Aves; Galliformes; Phasianidae
Gene: RUFY4
Product: RUN and FYVE domain containing 4
Biological process (GO): positive regulation of autophagosome maturation; plus-end-directed vesicle transport along microtubule
Cellular component (GO): autophagosome; lysosome; late endosome
Source: RefSeq, a predicted model, not a curated record